Messenger RNA from Symbiodinium pilosum, 214 nucleotides. The record is from the annotation of a GenBank genome assembly. NCBI's taxonomy places the organism in Eukaryota, Dinophyceae, Suessiales, Symbiodiniaceae.
GGCCAACUCGCCGAUGUGCACUACCAUGUUCAUUGAGUAUGCCAACGAGUACAUUGCCCAGUAUGCCGAAGCAACUCGCGACUUGUGGGUCUCGGAUAUCCUGGACUUGGACAUCGAGUGUGCAAAGAAGGCCUGCUAUGUCAACUCGUUCUACAUGGAUAUGAAUGUAGAUGAGCGCAAGAUCCUGAGAGUGAUAGACUUGACCGAUCUGCAG